Messenger RNA from Rhinolophus ferrumequinum (greater horseshoe bat), 1300 nucleotides. RefSeq names its product tRNA-splicing endonuclease subunit Sen15-like. Gene Ontology annotation, biological process: tRNA splicing, via endonucleolytic cleavage and ligation. Gene Ontology annotation, molecular function: nucleic acid binding. The transcript has a single exon. The coding region runs from base 1 to 372 and encodes 123 amino acids. NCBI's taxonomy places the organism in Eukaryota, Metazoa, Chordata, Mammalia, Chiroptera, Rhinolophidae. The record is from RefSeq and is a predicted model, not a curated record.
AUGGAGGAGCGCGGCGAUGCCGAGCCGACCCCGGGUUGCAGCGGUCUGGGCCCGGGCGGCCCUCGCAGCGGCGGCGGCGCCCACUCCUGGGCCCCCGAGGACGCCUGGAUAGGCAUCCACCCAAAGUAUUUAGAAAUGAUGGAAUUAGACGUAGGAGAUGCCACCCAAGUUUAUAUAGCAUUCUUGGUUUACCUGGACCUCAUGGAGAGUAAAAGCUGGCAUGAAGUAAACUGUGUGGGAUUACCAGAUCUCCAGCUCAUCUGCCUUGUUGGUACCGAGAUAGAAGGAGAAGGGUUACAGACUGUGGUGCCUACACCCAUCAGUGCUUCCCUCAGCCAUAACAGGAUAAGGGAGAUAUUGAAGGCGUCUUGAAAAUUGCAAGGUGAUCCAGACUUGCCGAUGUCUUUUACUUUGGCCAUAGUGGAGUCCGAUUCCACAAUAGUCUAUUAUAAACUCACUGAUGGAUUUAUGCUGCCAGACCCUCAGAAUAUUUCCCUUAGAAGAUGACACCUCUACCUCCCGACGCUUACUUUAUUCAUACAAGACUGGAUUUGAGACCCAUCAACCUGCUUAAUCUUUUAUCUCAGAGGUAGUCAGGGUUGACGUAGCUGGUCCCAUUCCAUACGUUUUUUUCUAAAGAAUAUAACUUUCUUUAGAAGAAUUUUGUUGUUGUUCAAAAAUAUAGCGUAGUUGCUGUAGAACUUUCUUACCUGGAAACCGUUCAAUUACAGUUGUAUACAGGUUUAUGCCUAGGAUGUGUUAAGGGGAGUGACACAUUUCUUCAUCCUGCACUUACAGCUGCCUCACUGUUCGUUGCUUCCAAUGCCAGCACAUAGUUGAGGCUGUCACCUCUGUCCCUUAGUCAGCCCUCUCAGUGCCUUUGGCUAUGGCAGCCAGUCUGGAGUGGCCUUUUGUAUACACCUGGUCACCUGGAGAGUUUACUUCGUCUGCUUUUUCAUCUCCAAUAGAAAGAGAGAAAAAAAUUCUUUCAGUUGUUUUUAGUGUUGCAAUUACCGUUACUUCCCUCUUGGUUAACUUUAAAUAGAAACUGAAACAAUGCUCUUCUAGGGUGUAAGCUCACAUGUCUAGAUUUAUAGGGACCAGAGAAAUGCUACCUAUCGGAGUACUGAGGCUUCCUUUCCUUCUUAUUCCCACCACCCUUACUAUGUCACAGUAGACCAUCACCAGAGAAACACUGGGGGACAGUGUCAGCCUUAAAAACAGCUUUAUGAAUUAGACCCAGUUAUUCCACUUUUGUCAUAAUCUAUUCCAUUUAAGGUGCCUAAAGUGUAAAUUAUUA